Syngnathoides biaculeatus (alligator pipefish) is the source of this 2165-nucleotide messenger RNA. It is a transcript of the gene mks1, whose product is annotated as MKS transition zone complex subunit 1. Gene Ontology annotation, biological process: cilium assembly. Gene Ontology annotation, cellular component: MKS complex. NCBI's taxonomy places the organism in Eukaryota, Metazoa, Chordata, Actinopteri, Syngnathiformes, Syngnathidae. Bases 382 to 2061 code for a protein of 559 amino acids. The record is from RefSeq and is a predicted model, not a curated record. The transcript is spliced from 18 exons.
AUUCAUUCCUGCUCUCAUAAAUCAUUCGUUUUAAUACAGUAUUUAAUUGUGUAUUUUUCUUUAAAUGAAUUUUGGGCCAUCCAUGUGAUCAAUAGGUGGCGGAAGCGGUUGGGACCUGCCGUGAAAACAAACCGAAGAAGACCGAUUUCUUAUCUCUAUGGAAACGCCAAAUAGCAGCUAGCAGUAGAUUUUUAGCAUUUAGGUUAAUCGCUUGUUCUCGGGCAUUAAAUCGUUCUUUAAUAUUUUGUGAGGAAGAGUUGGUCACUUAGCUGCCUUCCGAGGUAACGUGUGGAAGAAACGACACAACUGUCCCGCUCGCUGCUCAGGAAAAGCGACUGCUAACGAACCAUAUCGAUCACAAAGUGCUGAUGUUCAUCCGUCAUGACUGACUGGUGUAGCAGUGACACCGGCGAGGCUGUCUACCGGUCUCUUGAUGCUAUUAUAAACCUGAGAAUAAGGGUGUCGUUGGAGAGGGUGACCACCACAGCGAGUCUUUCCCAGCAACUCCAGCAACAAGUUCUUUCCCAGCACGAUGGGGGAGUCAUUGAACUAGUACCCCUCACCUCGCAAGCCCAGCCCGGUGACAACAAGGAGGACAUCAUUGUUGGCUGGCAGGAGAAGCUUUUCAGUCAGUACGAAAUGGAGUUGUUCCAAAACGAAGCUGCAUGUCAGAGCCCGCUGGACCGGCAGUACCACAAAGACGUCAUGGCCCUGACCAAGGCCAAGGGCCGCAACAACCGCAGGAUUUUCACCUACACGGAUUACGAUCGCUACACCAACUGUCAUCCGCUCCAGCAAUUGCAGGGGAGCGAUUUACUCAACACAACCAAGACAAAACCCACUUUCCUGGCCGAAAGGAUGGCCACCGUGCGACACCGAAGGCAGGACAGGAGAACCAUGGACUCCAGUUUCCCCAAGACCAAGAUCAUCAACUGGGAACCCAGCGAUGAGUUCAAGAGGAACAGUCACGAGGUGAACAACGUCAUGCAGACAAUGCACAUCAUGGGAGACCUUGGGCCUCCCGGAAGGUUGGGCCAGAAGGAGAACGAAUGUUUGCUGUUCACUGUAAAAACAGACAACAAUGGGACAAUCGUCGUCAAACCCGACUUCAACAAGGGCAAAGAGCCCUAUAGGAUAACAACUACUGGGACCAACAAAGAAAUUUGGCAUCUCACGAUCGAGAAUGUAUCAGCAACAAUGAAGUCGGAGGAGAAGGAAAGGGAGCAGCACUUAUACAAAGAUCUCUACGUGAGGCACAAGGAGUUCCCAAACAGCCUCGUCGGACAGGACUUUGAAAUGCCUCCUGCAGGUGUUCUGCGCUACCUGUUGAAUGGAGAGAUUGUCUCUGCCAAGGGCUUUGAGUAUGAUAACUUAUAUAUUCACUUCAUAAUGGAGCUCCCAAACAACUGGUCCGGCUUGCCAAUGCAGUCCCACUCUGGCGUCACGCACACAUCUCGGACCAAAUCAUUAGGCAAGGAUAAUGUGGCGUACUUCUGCUACCCUUUCACCUUUGAGGUUUUCUACAUGAGUGAAAAAGAGAACAAGGAAUCAGGUCCCCAAUGGCCGGUGUUGUAUUUUCAGGUUCUCUCACUGGACUCUUGGCAACGAUACCGAACCGAAGGCUAUGGCUACCUGCUCUUUCCCUCCAUGCCUGGUAAACACACGCUGAUAUGUCACACGUGGCGACCGCUGCAAAUGGGCACCGUUUCGGCACUAAGGCGCUUCUUCAUUGGAGGUUCCCCAGAACUGGAGGACCACACCUAUGUGAGGAUUCCAGGACAUUUCAAGGGAGAGAGGCUAAGUCGCUUUGGCUUUUGUACCCAAACCUCAGGAAGUGUGACUUUUAAUCUUCACUGCAUCCAGCAAUCCAGGGCUUUGGUGGAUUCGACCAGAUUGAGGAGAAGGAGGCAGCACAAUUUCAAUCAAGCCCAAGGAUUUCAUCAUCAUGAUACUCUCUUGAGCACCAUGGAGGCAUUUCAACGGGCCAGAAGGAAAAUGCAAGAAGUCCGAGAAAGUCUUCCCAUCGACUUCCUUGAGUCUGUCUCCCAAAUUCAAAUAUGAUCAUCUCCCAAGAGCAUUUGAAAAAUUCUAAAAACAAAGUAGGGCUGUAAUUUUGAUAGUAGAAAAUCAUAUACCUUACAUGACUAUUUCCUGUUACAUUUUUA